This is a messenger RNA of Tribolium castaneum (red flour beetle), 10761 nucleotides long. It is a transcript of the gene futsch, whose product is annotated as microtubule-associated protein futsch. The record is from RefSeq and is a predicted model, not a curated record. The coding region runs from base 131 to 9247 and encodes 3038 amino acids. NCBI's taxonomy places the organism in Eukaryota, Metazoa, Arthropoda, Insecta, Coleoptera, Tenebrionidae. Gene Ontology annotation, cellular component: cytosol; microtubule associated complex; dendrite. Gene Ontology annotation, molecular function: actin binding; microtubule binding. The transcript is spliced from 5 exons. Gene Ontology annotation, biological process: axonogenesis; regulation of microtubule depolymerization; microtubule cytoskeleton organization.
GCACAGCCGGCCGGCAUUCGCGAGUCGUCUAUCCUCCGGUGCGUUCCGGAGCACAGUGUGACCUGACCCUAAGAGGUCGAUUUACUAUUACACAAACUAUUGGGGCUGUGAGGAGUACAGGGUUAGACGGAUGGAGGCUGUGAAUGGGGUGUCCGAGGGGGACAAAGGGGGGCCGCCGCCCCCGAGCCCCCUCACCGGGUGUUACCUCCUCAUCGUCAUCGGGGAGCCGCACUGCAACGAACACAAGGACAUCAUCCUCCAGAGGGUGGCCAAAGGAUUACUGUCUUGGGACGUAAACGACUGCCUCGUCGAUCUAGAAAAGGAGUUAGCUAUAAUAACCGAACAAGCUCUCGAAGGAGAGGAAGCCAGAUAUGGCGAGCGCCUCAUCCAGUUUGCAUCCGAAAAUUUGGUGACGGAAAUUCUGAUUCACCCGGUGGUGAGCACAUUGGCGCAAUGCGUGAGGAACUUGCUAAGUAGUUUCACACGACAUCGCCACAUUAUUCACGCCGGAUAUACGUUUGCAAAUAACGGUUCUUGGGUAUUGCAGGACGGUACGUUUUCCUUGGCCGACUUUUCCGAGGCUUUUCAGGAGAUCGAAGUGCUGCGAGUGAUACGUGCCUAUGAGAACGGCAUUUCUCUCGACAUCCACUGUGCCCCAGAAGGUGAUUGGACUCGGUUGCCUAAAGAUCCGUUUACGAAAGGGUGCAAAGUUCGUGUGAACCCUAAUGACGUCCUUACGACGGGAUCGCCAUCCAUCAGCAGCUUUAUUAAUUAUUUAGAACCGUUCCUUGUUCCUGCUGAGAUAGAGAGCGUUUUGGAAAGUUCGGAUGUCGUUGGGAAUAUUCGGUUUUCGCGUCCUACGCUCUAUGUUUUUCCUGGGGGACAGGGCGAUGCUGCUUUGUUCGGAAUCAACGGCUUCAACAUGCUCCUAGAUGGAGGCUUCUCGAGGAAGGCCUGUUUUUGGGAUUUCGUCAGACAUCUGGAUAGAUUAGAUGCUGUGUUACUCACGAGACUGAACAAUAGUAACGUAAAUGGUAUUAGUGCUGUUUUAAAAAGGAAAAAACAAAACGCCGUUUAUCCACAAAUCGGACAUUUCUUUUGCAACAUACAGGAAAGAAAAGCCAUCCUUAGUCCAGACGGGGACAAAGACAAAGAUCCCCUUUUAAUAAAUUUAUUGGACGAAGGUCAAGAUAUUGUAUCUAACCUGAGGCACUUAAGCCUCACUCCUCAGGUUUGCUAUCGUGAUUCCGAGCCCAUCAAUUUAUACCAUAAAGUAGGUCACGGUACUUUAGAUAUGUACGUUUUAAGUCCUGCCAAAGACUCCAAAGAAGUCAGAGAGUUCCUACAGAAAUGGAACAAUAAUGACCAAAAAUUAUUUGCCAAUCCAAAAGUAAACAAAGAUUUUGUCUUUCCUCUUCAAAAUCUCGUCUCGAUUUGCGCCCUUCUAGUCUGGCAACCAGCUAAUCCAGAAGACACAAUCACCAGAAUCCUAUUCCCCGGCAGUAGCCCACAAAACAAAAUCUUCGAAGGUCUAGACCGCCUCAAGAGCUUAGAAUUUAUUAAACAUCCAGUGUGUUCAGAAAAAUCCCUCGCUCCAACAUCCAUCAUCAAGACCAAACAAUCCAUGAUUGAAAGAAUCAUCCAAUCGGAAAAACCCGAAAAGAAAAUACCAGUCGAUAACAAGAAACCCCCAAAACCAGACAACAUCGACUCCGAACUGAAAAACGGAGAAAUAAACGGAGUAGCACCCGAAAAAGGCCAACCCGUCAAAAAGUCAGACUCCACAGAGAGCGACAAAAGUAUCACGAAAACAAAAAAAAUCAUCGAAAAUGGAGACAAGCCCAAGCCCAAACCCAAAACCGAACUCAAACCCAAAGCUCGGAGCGAAUCGCAACAAAGAAAAAUCAAAAACGUGGAGAAGAAACCAUCACCAACAACUCCCAAAAAGCAAGUCAACGGAGAACCCAAACCUAAACCCAAAGCUUCCCCCACUGCCACUCCCGCGAAAAGCGCCAAAGACGAAAAUAACCGGAAAGUGGUAGAAUCCAAAAUUAAAUCAGCACCGAAACGAGAACCGCCGCCAAAACCACCCGUCGAGAAAAAAGAACCCAAAACUGAACGCAAACCGAUCUCCAGACGGCCAAAGGACAUCUCCAAAUUAUCGGCAAGUCCGCAGAAAAAAGUUAACGGUGUGCAAAAACCUGACAGUAUAUCAAGGAAAGGCAAACUGGACAAGGAAGGAACCACAGACUCCAGUACUGUUAGUACUCCGUCCGCGGAUCAGGACAGCAUUCUCAAAAAAGACAUAUCAAAGCUGACCACAGACGAACUCCAGAAUCUCAAAGCACAAGAACUAGCCGACUUGCAAGAAGAACAAGAAGCGGUGAAGGAAAUUGAAGCAGUGUUUCGGAAAAGCGAGCUGCAGGAAGAAAAAUCGUCAGAUUUUCGCAAAGUCAAAGAUAUAUCUCUUGAUGAUAAGUUAGAAAGUGAGGAGUAUUUGAUAAUUGAAAAGACUGAAAUUGUACCGGAAGUAGCCGACGCAAACAAGGAGGAAGAAACUCAGAAAAUUGCCCGUGACAGUGAAGAAUCGGAGAAGCAGAGGAGUGGUGAAAAGGACGUCGAGAUCGAGGAGAAACGAACUGAGAUUCAGGACGAAGUCCAAAAAAUCAUCACGUCUGCUAGUGAUAUCGUCAAGGCGAAGGAAGAAACUAUUGAGGCUUCGAAAGAAGCGUCUGUUACUAGUCCCGAGGAUAAAAUUGACGUUUCCACUGAUAAGAAAGACAAUGAUAAUGAAAAUAAAGAAGUUGCUCAAGAAUCGCAACCUGACGAGAAAGGCUCAGCUAAUAUCGAGUCCGGGGCGACUACAACCGCACCCACGUUACCCGAAGAUGAAAGAAUGCCACUCGAUGAAAUUAAGGAAGAUAACGGCGAUCAGAUAAUUGAAGAAAAGCACGUAAAAGAAGAUACUAAGGAAAAAGAUGUUCCUGAGAUAAAACUACCGCCGAAAACGCUCGAUUCGGCCCCAAAAUUGCCACCAGUUGUUGGAAUUCGAUUGGACAAACAGUCUCACAUUCGAGAUAUUGUUAAAACACCAGACGAAGUCGCUGAUUUACCUGUCCAUGAAGAAGUUGAGUUUGAUCAUUUUGAUGAGUACGGAGCGGAUGGUAAACAAGACAGUGAUGAAGGGAAGAAAGAAGAAAAGGACGGUAAACCUGACUCCGAAAAGAAAGUUGAAGAUGACAAAAAGACAAACGAGGCUGUAGAUAAAGAAAAGACUGACGUAGAUAAUAAAAAAGAAGCCGAAACUAAAGAUGAUAAAGCAAAUGUGAUAUCGGAAGACUUAAAUAAGAAGGAAUUAUCGAAAUCUCCGGACGAAGAAAAGGAUACGGAUGAACAUGAAUUGGAGCAGAAGAAAGAGGAAGAAAAAGAAAAGGUACCACCACCUGUUGUCACAGAAGUGAAGAAAGACGAAAAAAUUAAAAAAGAAGAAAAACCUGUUGAAAAUAAAAAACAGCUUGAUAAACGAAAAGAUGAGACAAAACCCGAAGAAAAGGAUGAAUUACAGAAACUUCCUGAAGUCCCCAAACACGACGUUGUUGUUGAUAAACCCAGUGAGAAGGAAAAAUUAAAAGAAGACGUAACAACAAUUCACAAAAUUGACGAAAAACUUCAACAACUCAAAAGUGACGCUGUCGAAACUGUUGAGACAGAAGUUAAGAAAACAGAAGAAAAAAUUGUUCAACCCGCAAAAGAAGAAGUCCAAACUGUCAAAGAAGACGUAAAAAUGAUUGAAAAACUUGAUGAGAAACUCCAAAAACUCAAAGACGAAGUGGAAGAACAACACAUUAAGGCAGUUAGUGAAGUUAUCACCCAUACAGUCGAGGAGCCACAACACGCAGAGCCCGUGAUUAUAACAACUGAUUCCUUGCCAGAAUCGCCAAUGACUGAGGAUCAUAAAAUACUUGAGGACAAGUUGGCUUUAGGCCAAAAAUCGCCCAAAGAGCGAGAAGAAGACGUUGCAAAAAUAGUUGCCAGCGUUGCAGAAGUUUUAAAAUCCGAUGCGCCCUUAGAGGAGUUUGAGGGAAAAAUUCCCUUCACUAUACCCUACAAGACUUACACUACAGAAUUACGAGAAACUCACAUAACGACUGUUGAAUCUCCCGUCACCGAUGAAGCCAAAACAAUAAAAUCCGAACCGAUUUGUCCAAAAACUAGCAGUAGUUAUUUCAUUGAAGAGGAAAGAAAAAUUGCUCCAAUUCAUGAAGAACAAGAAAUUCAGGAAACCAAAGUUAGUAAAAUGAUUAAAGAUUCGAACGAAUUAAUGGAGGCUACCUCGAAAAUCAUUUCCGAUAUUAAACAAGCCCAACCAAAAGAUGAAGAAAUUAAAGAAGAGCAGGACGCUGAUGCUGGCACCGUUCAUAGAAUGUUGGUAACAGCUUCCAGUGAAGAUGGAGGUGAAGAAAUUGAAAUUUGUCCGCCUGGCACUAUUACGUUUUCGAGAAGUUCGGAAAGUUCAGGUCGUUCUUCGCCCGACGUUCAGUCGCAAAAACAGUCGCAAAAAUCGUCGAUUGCUGAUACUUUUUCGGACGGAACGGUUAUCAUAAAAUCAGUGCAAGACGCGAAUAAACUUAUCAAAGAUGAGAUUAAAGAUAUUAAAGACUUUCAGUCUGUGAUCGAUAAGCCUGAUAAUGGCAGUGAUAGUAAAGACGUAGUAGUAGAUAAAACCAAAGAUGAACCAAUAACGGAAAAGAAAGAAACAAAAUUAGACGAAAAAGUUGAACAGACCGUAACAAAAAGUGAGACCGAUGUUUUAGAAAGCACAAAACAAGCACAUGAAUCCAUUGAAACUAAACCAAAGGAAGUACCUGAAGAAAAAGCAACAGAAAAGAAUGAAAUACUCGAUAUUAAAGAAAAUGCUACUCAAGAAAUUCUUGGGAAAGACGAUAUUAAAAAUGAUAUUACUAAAAUCGAAGACUCCAAAAUAAAACCGAAUGAUGAAAAAGACAAAUUGGAGGAAAGUGCGAAAAUUUUAAAAGAAGAAAUUAAAGAAGUGGCGGAAGAAAUUAAACACGAGGCAGACAAGGCAUACGAUACUGCUGCAGAAAAAAUCAAAACUGUUAAGGAAGACGUUGAAUCUAAAGUAGAAAAUGUAGUAAAGGAAGUGGAAGAGACAAAAUCAUUUCUUGGGGGAAUUAUUGGUGAUAUUGGCAAAAGUCUAGUAAAUGAUGCAACCAAAGUUAUUGAUACCAUCCAUAAAGAAAUAGACGAUGUUAAAGACAGUACUAAAACAAAAGUCGAAGAAAUGAAAGAAGAUUUAACAACGAAAAAAGACGCAGUUGAACACGUGGUCAAAGACAUUAAAGAAACAACAGCAAAAGAGACUGUUGGUGUUUUAGAAACUGCGAAAGACGAAGCUAAAGUUGUAGAAGAAAAACUUGUCGAAAAGAAGAAAGAGUUACUCGAGGCUGCAAAAGAUCUUGAAGAUGCAAUCGUUCAAAACGCUGGGGAUGUGGUAGAAAAGAGUAAAACAGAAAUUAAAGAAACCAAAGAAUCAGUUGAAGGGAAAAUCCAGGACGUGAAAGAAACUUUAAUCGAGCAAAAAGCAACCGCUAUUGGUGUAAUUAGUGAUGUGGAAGCGAAAAUUUCAAAAGACGUAGAAGCCAAAGUUUCUGAAGCAAAGAAAGAACUUGAAGACGUGAAAGAUAAAGUGAGUGCUGAGAUUAAAGAAGUUAGUAAACAAGCUGAACAAAAAACUGAAUCUGUGAAACAAGAAAUAGAAGAAGCUAAAACCGAAACGAAAGAACUGAUUGAUGAAAGUAAAAAAGUUUUAGAAGAAACUAAAGAUAAAAUUGCUGCAAAGGCAGAGUCACAGAUUAAGGACCUUGAAACCAAAGUCGAAUCAGUACUGAAUGAUCUUGAAACGAAACAAGAUGAAAUUAAAGAAAAUCUUGCAGAAACGAAGAAGGAGGUUGAGGAAACAUUUGCAGAGAAAAAGGACACAGUGAUGGGAAAAUUGGAGCAACUUGAUAAAGAUAUUACUAAAGUAGGAACUGAUUUGAAAGAUACUGUCUGUACCGUGAGUGAAGCUCCCUUCGCUGCUGCGUCGGACAAAAAGGAAGAAAAUAAAUAUGAUUUAUACAACGGUCUUGAAAGUGUUGAAAAAAUGGUCGUUGACGUGUUGACAGCUGACCGAGAGAAACCAUCAACAGACGACAAACAAGGCGAAAGUAUAGCACACAAAAUCGAGAGCGAAAUUGAGUCAAUUGUUGAAAAAGGAGUUUCAGAAGUAAAGGAGUUUGUUGAAGAAACGAAAGAAGCUGUAACAUCGAUUUUCAAGCACGAUUCCGAAGAAAAAGAGGAAGUUUUAGAGAAGGCAGCUGGUGACAUUGAAAGGAAAUACGAAGUGGUUGCAGAUAUGGCAAAAUCGGUAAUUUUUGAAAAGUGUGAUAAAACUCCCGAAGAAGAGCAUCAAAAGCAAGAAGAAUUUUUGGAAAAAGCUGCUAAAAAUAUCGAGGAUGAAUUCAAAACUGUUAGUGAUAUGUCACAAUCCAUCGUGUUUGAAAAAUACAAGCCUUUGAAUGAGGAAGAAAGGGAGGAAAAGAUCUUGGAAAAGGCAGCGAAAGGGAUUGAAGAGGAUUACAACGCUGUGACAGAUAUGGCGCAGUCCAUUGUGUUUGAAAAGUACCAACCACUGACUGAAGAAGCAAGAGAAGAGAAGGUGUUGGAGAAAGUAGCCCAUGAUAUAGAAGACAAUUUCAGUAAAGUAUCGCAAAUGUCCCAAUCGGUUGUUUUUGAAAAAUGCGAACCUUCUUCAAAAGAUGAGAAAGAGUCGAAGUCGGAUAAACAAGAUGAUAAGAAAGCUAGUGAAGAAACGACAAAAUUAUCCGGGAAAGUUUCCCCCGCAUUAUCCAAAGAGAGUUCAGGAAAGUCAACGCCCGAUGUUAAACAUAGCGAAUUAAUGAAAGCCGAUCAAGAGUCAAAGUCGGAUAAGACAGAAGGCGAAAAAAUCGUGCAGCAAGAAAACCAACUUUCCGGGAAAGCUUCCCCUGCACUGUCGUCAGAUUUAGCCAAAGAGAGUUCAGGAAAGUCAACUCCUGAUAUCAAAGAUAGCCAACCAAUGAAAACCGAUCAAGAGAAACAAGUUUCCGGAAAAGCUUCCCCUGCACUUUCAUCAGACUUAGCCAAAGAAAGUUCGGGAAAGUCGACUCCAGAUAUUAAAGACAGCGAACUUAUGAAAGUCGACCACGACUCAUUAUUAUCGGGAAAAUCAUCUCCAGGUUUGUCUGGAAAAUCGUCACCGGUGUUGUCGGGAGGACUUUCGCCUGGAAGAGCCGAAAGCAAGGACUCUUUAUUGUCAGGAAAAUCAACACCUGAACAGAUGAAACCGGUUGAUAAAGAAUUAUCGGGGAAAUCAUCACCGGCUUUGACAACAGAUGGAAAAGAUAAGCUUGAGAAGACCACAAUCUCAACGGCAGGAUCUGGAAAGUCGUCUCCUGAAACAAAAAUUGAAGAAAAGGCAAAAGAGCCAGAAUUGAAAGAUGUUGAAAAGAAAAUUAAGGAGGAAAAAACUGAUUUGAAGAUUGCCGAAGAAGCGAAAAGCUCAAACAUUCCAGAGAAAAAGACUGAAACUGAAAAAGAUCAAAAGCUUGAACCCGAACUCAAGACAACUUUGGGAGUGCAAGAAACUGAAAAGAAGGCAUCUGUGUCAGAUAUUCAGAUAACUUUGAAGGCUUCUGAAGAAAGUUCAUCUGAGAAAAUUUCCGACGUGUCUAAAACAGACAGUCCUGAAGACCCUAAACAACCAGACGACAAAACAGAGAAUAAAGAUGUCGACAGUAUUGAUUCAGGAAUUGGGACCGAUGUUGAUGGUAAAUCAAAGAAAACAGAAGAAGUCCCUAAACCCAUUGAACCAAAAACCACAGAAAGUCCCUCAAAAACAACAAAAGAAGAAAGUAUAGCUGGACCUUCGACAACUUCUCUCACUCCGGCCAAAACCUCCACAGAAGAAUUGCAUCUUAGCGGCAAGUCGACGCCCGAUAUAGCCGAAGUCGAACGAAUGAAAGAAAUACAAGAAACUCUGAAACACGAAAAACAUAUCCCUGGUAGCUCUACUCCACCCACAGUGCCUGUUAGUCCCAAUGUAAAAGAAAUAUCACCCCAGCCGGAAGCAACCAAAACUCCAAUUAAAUCUUCAAUAACCCAAAUUAAAGACAGCGAACUUAGAAGCUGUACCCCUGGAAGCGACGAUUUCGAAAUCGGCGCUUCCACUUACAGCGACAUUUCUUCAGGUCAGGUCUCGCGAGCCCCAAAUUUGCUAGAAAGCGAGCGAAUUGAAAGCGACGAAGACGACGAUGUCCCAGGCUCGCCCAUGAGCGUCACUUCCCAAGUGGCCCACUCAAGGUCUUCAUCUAGGUACGACUUUGAAGACGAGAGAAUAGGGACUAAACUGGACCCCAUGAACACCUCCUUCUACGGCGCUCUCCCAGAUGAGAACGAACCAGAGUUAGAAUUUGAAAAGGCAAUGGUGGAACACCGCCAGACGCGUGGCGAGGAUUUGGUCGGCGAGGAUUCUUCGAGUUAUUUAUACGAAAUAACCAAAGCGAAAUUUUCGAGCACUCCUGAACCACAAACCCAAACCCAACUGGACCAGAUUAACAAAAAUGGAGCUAGCGAUGUGAUGACCGCAAGUUUUAUGGGGGAUUUACCGAGCGAAAGCAAGAAAGACGCGUUUGAUUCCUGGGGGAAGCCCCUAGGGCUGCCUAGCCCAGCACCGCCGAACGACAACAGGGGAACCCCCAAGAAAGAGCGCAAAUUGCCGCUGAACGUGUCGGCGAAAAAUAAACUCAACGAUGAUAAAAAACGGUCAGAGUCGCCGUCUAAAUACCGAAAUAAGAAAUUUAAUCCUGUUUAUGUUGAUUUGACUUAUGUGCCGCAUCAUGGAAAUGCUUAUUAUUCCUAUGUUGACUUUUUCAAGCGUGUGAGAGCGAGGUAUUAUGUGUUUUCGGGGAUCGAGCCCAGUAGAGAGGUUUAUAACGCGCUUUUGGAAGCUAAGCAAACUUGGGAGGAUAAGGAAUUAGAAGUAACGAUCAUCCCGACUUAUGAUACGGAUAUUCUGGGGUACUGGGUGGCCGAAAACGAGGAACUCUUGACUAAGUACAAGAUAGAUCUUUCACCUUCGGCUAGCCGCUGCACGAUAAACUUACAAGACCACGAAACAUCCUGCUCUGCUUAUCGUUUGGAGUUCUAAACCACCAACAUUCGAUCAUUCAAAUCCAAAUUCAAGUCCAGCAAUAAGUAGAAUGAUUUCACAACGAAUGAGAUUUCGAAGAGAAGGAAAGGCCAAAAUUUUAUCCUCAAAAGUAAACGUCCAUAUAUUGUAAUUCGCCAAGAUAUUAUACCUUACAUCUUCCUUGUUAUUACCUCUGAUUAAAAAAGGAAAUUAUCUAAUUGUUAAUAUAAACACAGUCUUCAACACUUCAUCUAGAACUAGACUAGCUUUUUUGAGCAAUUUCCAAAUUUUAGACUGGAACAAAAACAAAUUUAGGAUUUUACAUAAUUGACCGAAAAUUUCAAUGUUGUUCAAGGUGCACGAGUAUGCACCAAUUUUUUGACGUUCUGGUUUUUCGGAAAAGAGACGUCAAUUUGUGUGUAUAACAAAAUUUAAAUUAUAGAGUAGAUAAUUUUAAAAUAUUUUGUCAGCUAUCAACAUCAAUAGCUCUAGAAUGCGAGAAAUAAUUAAAUAGUUUGCAUUAACUCGAGCCAUAGACAAUCUCACAUCGGCGGCGUUCAUAUUUUAAUAGAAAACUCCAACAAUUCAGUUACGGUUAAUGCUUCGGCUAUGUAAUUAUUUCUUUGGCUUUAUAUGUAUUAAACUAUAUAUCUGAUGUGAUACCCAUAGACUUUUCGUUAGGUUUUCGAUUAUAGAGAUUUAACGACGGUGGAGAGAAUCGAGGCCGUUUGUGCAUUUUUAUACACAUGCUUUGUUCGAUUGUUUGCCAAAGAUAGGUAGUUCACGCCGUAGAUUUGAUUUGUAUUUUUGCGCAACCAGUUUUUUCCUUUGUGGCCUACUGGAGCUUAACGAGUAAGGUGUGAGUGGAAUGACUAGUGCUUACACCAUUUUUUGAGUUCAGUUUAGUGUCUCACAAUUUUAUUCUCAUACAUAGUGACAAACCUCCCUACGUUUUGUUUGGACUAGAUAGCGAUAUUAUGGUAGAUGGGGCCAUUUUAUCUCGAUACCUGAGCUGAACUCAAAAAACUGUUCAACGUGUUCUACAAAUUUCGGUAUUUUGAGCUUGUACUUAGUACACAAUAAAGAUUUAUUGUUAACUAUAUAUGUAAGAUGGUGCUAAAUGAAGUAUGCCUUUGGAGGAUUUUGAUAAUUUUGAGCGACAUCUGGUGUGUGAUAAUAACAGAAUGAGAGACAUUUGAUUGAGUUUAUAUAUUUCUGUAUUGAACCAAACUCACUUUAUUUGGACACAAUUCGUCUUUGUUUGCUUUUUAUUUAUGGACGCACAUUACUGUCGUUUGGUUGGUACCGAAAUAUAUGCUUUACAAAAGGACGUCACUUUAUACUUACGUUAAAUGAAAAUAUUGUAAUUUUAUGUGCAAGUUUCACUUUAAAUUAUCUAUAUAUUUAAAACAUAAUAUAGCUUCUAGUCAAGAAAAUCUGAUCCUUUAGCUUAAAAUGUUAUAAAGUUAAUAAUAUAUUCAAACGCAUUAAUGUAUGGGAUAUGUAUGAGAUUAAAAAAAUUAAACCUACAA